CUUCACCUCGUCACUGCAAAGCUACCACCCCCCAUUGUCGCCACACCAACACCGAGCACAACACACAAACACCCGCAAAUAUGUCUGACAACGAGAACAACGAGGGCGGCGAGGGCGAGAUGGUCACCAAGCCCUUCAAGUUCGUGACAGGUGAGCUUCGACGCGCGCUUCCCCAACCAGAACCAGACCAAGCACUGCUGGCAGAACUACGUAGACUACCACAAGUGCAUCAUCGCUAAGGGCGAGGACUUUGCUCCCUGCCGCCAGUUCAUGUUGGCAUACCGGUCCCUUUGCCCCAGCGGCUGGACUACACGAUGGGACGAGCAGCGCGAGGCCGGAAUCUUCCCCCACAGACUCGACCAGUAGAUAGCGAUUGCGAGAGAGGGAUGGAAUGGACGGGUUUGGAGGGGAUAUUAGAGUCUGGCAUUGGUGGCGCAGAGAACGUGUAUCAUAUCUAUCGACAAUGGCAAUACAGCUCUGAUUCACGG
Parastagonospora nodorum SN15 is the source of this 488-nucleotide messenger RNA. RefSeq lists its product as hypothetical. The transcript is spliced from 4 exons. The coding region runs from base 81 to 239 and encodes 52 amino acids. Lineage: Eukaryota; Fungi; Ascomycota; Dothideomycetes; Pleosporales; Phaeosphaeriaceae. The record is from RefSeq and is a predicted model, not a curated record.